CCAACUGCAUUACCUAUUGAGCCAGCCUGUUAACAGUUCACACAUGUCAGCUCAACGUUAACUCAGUGGGAACGAUGUAGGUAGCAUACUAAGUAGAUGUACAUAGCUCCUCAUAAUUGAUAAUUGAGAUCCAUUUCAAGGAAAUUGAGGUAGUACAGGCAGCGCUCGGGAAAGAAAUGGAGGAUUCCAUACCUCUCCAUGUCUGCCAUGUCCAGACUCUCUCCAUAUUCAUAAACAGAUCACAUGCACUUCUCCACUCCAUAGCUUUAGCUUUCUUGAUUUACUACAGAACCUCUUUUCUCUUCCAAGACCAAGAUCCCAACACCAAAGCCACACCGUUAUUUCUACCAUGGCUUCUUGUCUUCGCUUCUGAGCUCCUCCUCUCUUUCACAUGGCUCCUCGACCAAGCUUUUCGGUGGCGUCCAGUUACUCGAACGGUCUUUCCAGAGAGAUUGCCAGAGGAUGAUAAGCUCCCAGCGAUUGAUGUGUUCAUAUGCACAGCAGAUCCCGACAAGGAACCAACUGUGGAGGUGAUGAACACUGUGUUAUCUGCUAUGGCACUUGACUACCCGCCCGAGAAGCUUCAUGUAUAUCUUUCAGAUGAUGGAGGGUCUCCUAUAACUUUGCAUGGUAUGAAGGAGGCUUGGUCUUUUGCAAGGUGGUGGCUUCCUUUUUGUAGGAAGUACAGACUCAAGACGAGGUCUCCGGAGGCUUAUUUCUCGCCGGUUUCUAAGGAUGAUGACGAAGGUUCUGGGAGUUCCGAGUUCAUGACAGAGAGACAGAAGAUUAAGGAAAGAUACGAGAUGUUUAAGGAAUCAAUAAGAGAACUAAGAGGAAGAUUACUGGAUCCAGUGCAUGGCAGUGGGAUCACUGCUCGAGAUCACCCUUCUCUCAUUGAGGUGAUACAGGAUAAUUCCAAUGAUAGAGUGCAAGUAGACCAAGUUAAGACGCCUCUGCUUAUUUAUGUUGCUCGUGAAAAAAGGCCUUCUCAUUCCCACCAUUUUAAGGCUGGAGCACUCAAUGUCCUUCAACGAGUCUCGUGCAUGAUAAGCAAUUCCCCUUACAUACUAGUGCUGGAUUGUGAUAUGUAUUGCAAUGACCCGACUUCAGCUAGACGAGCAAUGUGUUUUCAUCUUGACUCUAAGUUCUUGCAUUCGCUAGCUUUUGUUCAAUUCCCUCAAAGAUUCCAUAAUAUCAGUAAGAAUGACAUCUAUGACAGUCAGUUGAGAUCGGCAUUUUCGGUACUGUGGCCAGGUGCAGAUGGGCUCCAGGGACCGAUCUUGUCUGGUACAGGUUUUUAUAUCAAGAGAGUGUUAUUAUGUGGAGGUUCUAUACAAGAUAUCGAUCUUGAGGAACUUAAACAUUCAUUUGGUUCGUCGAAUGAAUUAAUCAAAUCCCUUCACGGAAACUACAAGCCUUAUGUGAUUAAUGACCAGCACGGAUUGCUAGAAGAGACUCGUUUAUUAGCCUCGUGUACCUAUGAAAAUGACACUAAAUGGGGCAAAGAGGUUGGUUUCUUAUAUAAUUCUGUGCUGGAAGAUUACGUUACAGGGUUCACCUUACAUUGCAAAGGUUGGAUUUCGGUUUAUUGUGAUCCAUUGAGGCCACAAUUCUUAGGAAGUGGCACCACCAAUUUGAAUGACUUCUUGAUUCAAGGCAUGAGAUGGAGCUCUGGGUUGGUUGAAGUCAGUUUCUCAAAGUUCAGCCCUCUUAUAUAUGGACCAACAAGAAUGUCUAUUUUUGAGAGCUUGUGCUAUGGACAACUUGCAUUUUACCCCAUUUCAUAUUUCUUGUCAUUAUGGUGUUUUGCUACUAUUCCUCAGUUAUGUCUACUUAAUGACAUCCCAUUGUACCCUAAGGUUUCAGACUCCUACUUUGUUAUAUUUUUGUUCAUCUUUUCAUCAGCCAUUUCCAAACAUUUACAAGAGGUUCUUUCAACUGGAGGAUCAUUCCAAACAUGGAGAAAUGAACAUAGGAUAUGGAUGAUGAAGUCAAUUACAUCUCACUUAUAUGGAAGCUUAGAUGCUAUUAUGAAGAGGAUUGGAAUGAGAGAAGCCAGUUUCUUGCCCACCAACAAAGUUGAGGACGCUGAACAAGUGGAACUAUACAAAAUGGGCAAAUUUGAUUUCCAAACAUCUAAUAUGUUUCUUGUUCCUAUGGUUUCUCUAAUCAUCUUGAACAUGGUUUCCUUCAUUGGUGGACUUGUGAGGGUGAUCUUUGUGGGCAAUUGGGACCAGAUGCUUGUGCAAGUUUUCAUCUCAUUCUAUAUCUUAGUUAUGAAUUUCCCAAUAAUUGAAGCAAUGAUAAUGAGGAAGGAUAAGGGACGUGUUCGACCAUCAGUCACUAUAUUAUCAGCUAUGUUUUCAACUAUUUUCUUGUUACUGGGAUGUAUCAUUCUCUGUUGCUAAGGGUAAGAAUUUAUUUAGUGCACAUUUCAAAUUUGUUUUUUGCUACUAACUAUAGCAAUAUUUACAUGCUGAAUUCAAUAAAUAAAAACUUCUUUAUUUCUAUUAUUUUA
Molecule: messenger RNA, 2518 nt
Organism: Quercus lobata
Lineage: Eukaryota; Viridiplantae; Streptophyta; Magnoliopsida; Fagales; Fagaceae
Product: cellulose synthase-like protein G2
Exons: 8
Coding region: 177-2408 (743 amino acids)
Biological process (GO): cellulose biosynthetic process
Cellular component (GO): membrane
Molecular function (GO): cellulose synthase (UDP-forming) activity
Source: RefSeq, a predicted model, not a curated record